AAAAACAAAUCUAAAGAAGGGAUUCGAAAGAAUGCAAGCUAAAAUCAAUUCUUUCUUCAAGCCCUCAUCUUCAUCUUCAUCUUCUUCGUCUAUUAUCGCCGCCUCGGUAACAUCAGACACAGACGAUGGUUUAGCCGUCUGGGAGCAAAAGCGGAACUCCAUCGUCAAUACCUACCAGCGUCGAUCUGCGAUAUCCGAUAGAAGUGAAGCGCUUAAGAAAGUAUCUUCUUCUUCUUCUUCUUCUGCACCUAAAGAUCUGAAAAAGAAGCGGAAUUAUACCCAAUUCCACUUAGAGUUGGGGCAAUCUGAUUUUCUUCUCAGACAUUGCGCUGUGUGCGGAGUUAAGUAUGCUCCUGGAGAUGAAAUAGAUGAGAAGAACCAUCAAGGUUUUCACAAGAUCUUUAUGAAUGGAAUCCCUUUUAAGGGUUGGCAGAACGAGAGAGCCUUCACAAUGCCCUUGGUCAACAAGAACCGCAUCGUUGUGGUAUCUGAUAAUGCUUCCCCUGCACACAGAAACAAGGUGCAAGAGGUUGUGAAACUGAUGGAGGUUGAGCUAGGUGAGGAUUGGAUUCUUCACCAACAUUGUAAGGUUUAUCUAUUCGUUUCCUCUCAGAGGAUCUCUGGAUGUCUAGUUGCAGAGCCAAUUAAGGAAGCAUUUAAGCUUAUAGCUCCUCCUGAUGAUGAAAGACAGAUAAAGAAAGAGAGCUCCUCCUCGCCUUCAACCUCCAUUCAGUUUGGAAACAUUGUGCUACAAAGAGAGGUAUCGAAAAGAUGUCGAGCUUCAGAUGAUAGAUUAGAUAAUGGAGCACUUGUAUGUGAAGAAGAAGCUAAACCAGCUAUUUGUGGAAUUAGAGCGAUUUGGGUCUCACCUUCUAACAGAAGAAAAGGCAUAGCCACACUGUUACUUGACACCACAAGGGAAAGCUUUUGCAACAAUGGGUGUAUGUUGGAGAAAUCUCAGUUAGCCUUUUCACAACCAAGCUCCAUGGGAAGAUCUUUUGGAUUUAAUUAUUUUGGAACUUCUUCAUUCUUAGUUUACAAAGCUCCAUAGGAAGAUCUUCACAGCUGCACUUUUUGUCUGUCUUCUUUACAUAUUAUCAAGUUUGUAAAUAUUGGCUCAUAACAAACAAGAAGAACAACACAUUCUUUUAGUUUUGUUGACCUCUC
Molecule: messenger RNA, 1167 nt
Organism: Capsella rubella
Lineage: Eukaryota; Viridiplantae; Streptophyta; Magnoliopsida; Brassicales; Brassicaceae
Product: protein CHROMOSOME TRANSMISSION FIDELITY 7
Exons: 6
Coding region: 32-1051 (339 amino acids)
Biological process (GO): mitotic sister chromatid cohesion
Cellular component (GO): nucleus; chromatin
Molecular function (GO): protein-lysine-acetyltransferase activity
Source: RefSeq, a predicted model, not a curated record